GUCAUGCUUUGGCAGCAGUGCCAAAAGUCGUCCAGUCACUCAAAUUUGAACUCUGUGGAGUAAGUGGUUAUCGGAAAAUUUUAUGAUUGCAGCUACUCAUAUAAUGCAUUUUGUAAUGCGGACAAAAACAAAUGAUUUGCAAGAGAUCUAAAAACGACGUAUAAGCUAUUGAGUAUCACGAACAGAUUUCUGGACAGUAAUAAUGGAAGAUGUGACAGGCGCUCAGCUCGUUGCUGAGGCACUAAAAGCUCAGAAUGUAGAAUAUAUGUUUGGAAUAGUUGGUGUUCCAGUCAUUGAAGUGGCUAUGGCAGCUCAAGCCUCAGGAAUCAAGUAUGUGGGAAUGCGCAAUGAACAAGCCGCUUGCUAUGCUGCAUCUGCUGUUGGUUACCUCACUGGACGUCCAGGGGCUUGUCUGGUUGUGUCUGGACCGGGACUCAUCCAUGCUCUUGGUGGAAUGGCCAACGCUAACAUGAACUGCUGGCCUGUGAUUGUUAUUGGAGGCUCCUCCGAUCAAAACCAGGAGACCACUGGGGCGUUUCAAGAGUUUCCACAGGUGGAGGCGUGCAGACUGUACAGUAAGUUCUCAGCUAGGCCCAGCAGUCUGGAUAUGAUCUCCUCAGUGAUAGAGAAGGCAGUACGCACUAGCAUGUAUGGACGUCCCGGUGCUGUAUACGUAGACAUAUCUGGGGACAUGGUCAAUGCUAAAGUGGACAGGAGCAGAGUCAGAGAGGUGCCCUGUUGUCCACCUCCUCCAGUGAGUAUGGCUGACCAUAUCGCGAUCACAGAAGCACUGGCUGUCCUAAAAGGAGCCAAACGACCUUUACUCAUCAUUGGGAAAGGUGCAGCCCAUGGAAGAGCAGAGGGGGCUCUGAGGGAGCUGGUGGAGGGGUGUGGCCUGCCCUUCCUGCCCACCCCCAUGGGUAAAGGGGUGCUGCCUGACGACCACCCCAACUGUGUUGCUGCUGCCCGCUCCAGAGCUCUGCUCCAGUCUGAUGUUGUGGUCCUACUUGGUGCCAGGCUCAACUGGAUCCUGCACUUUGGCAUUCCCCCCAGGUUUGACCCCCAUGUAAAGGUCAUCCAAGUAGGUCAAAGUUCACCAGUAGGGUUGUUUUUAAAUUUUAUUUUCAGGAUUCCAGAUUUUCUGCUUAUUAUGUUCUGAUUUCUGGAAUCUUUCAACAAGGAUUUCUGGAAUUUUGGGAAAGUUGCCAUAAAUUUGCAACCCUAGUCACAGGUCAUGAUGUAGUGUACUGCAGUUCAUUAUAACCAGGUAUAAAUGUCUUUGAGUCAGUCUAUUGGAUUUAGUCUGUUACCUAUAUAGCUUCUCUAUAAGUCUGUUGUGGUCUCUCCAAAUAAUGUCAUUGCUGUCAUAGUGCUGUACAGUACAUCUGUAAGGUGGUGUGGUAAAUGGCCAAUAUACCACGGCUAAGGGCUGUUCUUGAGCAGGAUGCAACGCAGAGUGCCUGGAUACAGGCCUUAGCCCGUGGUAUAUUGGCCAAAGGGCUGUUCUUGAGCAGGAUGCAACGCAGAGUGCCUGGAUAUAGGCCUUAGCCCGUGGUAUAUUGGCCAUAUACCUUAAACCCCAGAGGUCCCUUAUUGCUAU
Messenger RNA from Salvelinus sp. IW2-2015, 1600 nucleotides. RefSeq names its product 2-hydroxyacyl-CoA lyase 1 (gene hacl1). Gene Ontology annotation, biological process: fatty acid alpha-oxidation. Gene Ontology annotation, cellular component: peroxisome. NCBI's taxonomy places the organism in Eukaryota, Metazoa, Chordata, Actinopteri, Salmoniformes, Salmonidae. The record is from RefSeq and is a predicted model, not a curated record. Gene Ontology annotation, molecular function: thiamine pyrophosphate binding; magnesium ion binding.